CGCCCACCCGCUGGCCUGAGCCCCACGCCGGCGCCGAGGCCUCGCACACACUUAAGCACCCGCCCUCCAGUCCUCGGGCCGCACUGCCAGUCAGCCCGCCAGACCCGCAGUCUGUCAGUCCGUCAGUCCUCUCCUCCGCCUCUCCCUCCAGCUUCUCCUUCCAGCGCUUCGGCCCGGGGCAGCCAGCCAGCAGGGAGGGAGGCAGGGACGCCGAGCCGCCUGGAGCUGUCGAUCACUGCAUACAAGAUGAUUCCCUGUGGAUCCAUGUUGACCUUUGCCCGAUGUCUCAUCCGGAGGAAAAUCGUGACCUUGGAUAAUCUGGAGGAUUCCAAACUCUGUCGCUGCCUUUCCACCGUGGACCUGAUUGCCCUUGGGGUGGGGAGCACCCUCGGAGCUGGGGUCUAUGUCCUGGCCGGGGAGGUGGCCAAGUCCAGCUCAGGGCCCAGCAUUGUUUUGUCCUUCCUGAUUGCGGCCCUGGCCUCCGUCAUGGCGGGGCUUUGCUAUGCGGAAUUUGGGGCCCGAGUCCCCAAGACAGGCUCUGCAUAUUUAUACACUUAUGUCACCGUGGGCGAGCUGUGGGCCUUCAUCACGGGCUGGAAUCUCCUUCUCUCUUAUGUCAUAGGGACCUCCAGCGUGGCUCGGGCGUGGAGUGGGACUUUUGAUGAGCUGCUCAACAAAGAGAUCGGCAGUUUUUUCCGGACCCACCUCAGCAUGCAUUCCCCAGGGCUUGCAGAGUAUCCAGACUUUUUUGCCGUGUGCCUCAUCCUUCUCCUGUCAGGUCUCUUGUCAUUUGGAGUCAAAGAAUCAGCCUGGGUGAAUAAAAUCUUUACAGCAAUUAACAUUCUGGUUCUAAUCUUUGUGAUAAUCGCUGGGUUUGUGAAAGGCAACAUCGCCAACUGGAAGAUCAGUGAAGACUUCCUCAAAAAUCUCUCUGCCACCAUAGAGUCUGAGAAUGGGACAAGCACCUAUGGAGUUGGUGGCUUCAUGCCCUUCGGCUUUAAGGGGACUCUGGCUGGAGCUGCCACUUGCUUCUACGCCUUCGUGGGUUUCGACUGCAUUGCGACCACUGGGGAAGAGGUCCGGAAUCCUCAGCGGGCCAUUCCAAUCGGCAUUGUCACUUCCCUGCUUGUGUGCUUCAUGGCGUACUUUGGCGUGUCUGCGGCUUUGACCCUUAUGAUGCCCUAUUACCUCCUGGACGAGACCAGCCCCCUCCCUGUAGCCUUCGAAUAUGUCGGCUGGAGUCCUGCCAAGUAUGUGGUGGCCGUGGGCUCCCUCUGUGCUUUGUCUACCAGUCUCCUUGGAUCCAUAUUCCCAAUGCCGCGGGUAAUCUAUGCUAUGGCAGAAGACGGUUUGCUUUUCCAAUUCUUAGCUAAAAUCCAUCCCAAAACGAAGAGCCCACUCAUUGCUACUUUGACAUCGGGUUCCGUGGCAGCGGUCAUGGCGUUCCUCUUUGACUUGAAGGCUCUAGUGGACAUGAUGUCUAUCGGGACCCUCCUAGCCUAUUCACUUGUUGCUGCUUGUGUCCUCAUCCUCAGGUACCAGCCCAGCUUGAUUCACCAGAAGACAAAAUGUUGCCCAGAGAAGGAAGCCUUGACCUCUGGUGCAGCUGAAGACCUGCUGCCAACAUCUGGGAACAGCAAGCAGACUCUCCUCAAGCCUUCUCGGUUGCCCACCCCGCAAUCGGCAUCUCUUGUUAGCUAUUUGGUGGGACUGCUAGCAUUCCUGGUUCUUGGGCUCAGCAUCCUGAUGACCUAUGGGAUUCAUGCCGUUACCAAUAUGGAGUCGUGGAGCAUUGGUCUUCUCUCUGUCCUUGUCUUCCUUAUCUUCAGCAUCAUCCUUGUCAUCUGGAGGCAGCCUCAGAAUGAGCAGAAAGUGGCUUUUAUGGUUCCCCUGCUGCCAUUUUUACCAGCACUUAGCAUCCUGGUGAACAUUUAUCUCAUGGUCCAGUUGAAUGCACAAACGUGGAUCCGAUUCAGUGUCUGGAUGGCUAUAGGUUUCCUGAUUUACUUUUCUUAUGGCAUCAGACACAGCUUAGAAGGGAGCCAGAGGCAUGAAGAUGAAGGCGUAUGUUCAGAGAACAUGAUCGGGCAAACAGAAGAAAAACGUCCAUUGAGGCCAGCAGCCUUACAUAGGGCAAACUCAGUGUCCAUUUCUUCUUCUGAACUGGACAAGUCAAUGUUGAUGCCUGUGCACUAUCCGCUGGGCAACAUGGUCCCAAUGCUCCAUAUGUCUUUUGUUGGAAACCAGGACAGGAUGUUUAUGCCAGGUUCCAUUAUCCUCGGUCUGCUGCUCUUCCCAGAUAUCCCCUCUCUCAUGUUUGUGCCUGUGGGCUGUGUGAGCCUAGACAAGAGUAAUGCGUCUGGGGACCAGCCACUUCCUUGAGGAUCCUGUCCUCGGGGGACAAACCCAAAAAUAAAUGGGAGAGGGGAGAUCACAGUUGCACCUCGCACCUUUUGGCACAUGGAAAUUCUUGCUGUUUUAUUUUGUUUUGUUUUGUCUUGUACAAUCCUAUUAAGGUAUUACCAGUGUUAGCCUUUGCUGGGCAGCCCUCAUGGAAAUUGGAGAGUGUUGAGUAGCAGGAUGCUAUAUGUGUACCUGUCCAGUUUUGUGCCUCACAUAUGUUGGGGAGGGAUUUUACCUCUGUCUCUUGGGUCUUGUGACUUUAAAUUGACAGACUGACUGUCAGUGUUCCCAUCUGCCCCUCUUUGCUCACAUAAAAAGACAGCUUUGGGGAAGCAGCAGAGCCGGAGCAAGGACACGUAUCCUCUGCAAUUGUUUUCUAAAUGCCAGCAGUAGAUCCCUUAAGAUAAGACCCCUCCCCCAGUAAAGAAAUGUUUCUAAUAAAUUAGUAAAUAUGAACAUUUGCUUCAGAUUUAUAAUACACUGUAGACAUAACAUUCCAUAGCAUUUGAUAAUUAAUUCAACAACCAUUUCUUAAAUGCCUACUACUGUUAUGGUGGGAAGAACACUGGAUUUGGUAUCAAAGGAUCUGGCUUUCAAUCCCGGUUCUAUUGCUUCUUAGCUGUAUGAUCUUGGAUAAGGCCUUUGCUAUCAAUGGGACCCUUCUGUAGUGGAGGGAGUUAAACUCAAUCACUGAGAAAUCUUCUAGCUCUAACUUAGCUGUCAGUCCUAUCACCACUGGGUGCUAUCCCUAUCAAAAUUGAGACAGGAGGAAAAGCGGUAGGGAGGAUUUGAGCAAACAAACUACGGGCUCCUUCUCCUAAAAAGUUCAGGCAUCCAUCAGCCUACCUUGGGGUGGGAGGCAUAGGAUAUCUGGUAUUUGUCAGAGUUUAACUCGCUGCCCCUCUUCUGGCCAAACCCACUGCUUUGCUUUGAUUAGGAUUUUCUCUUGUUAUAGCUUCCCUGCUGCCCAAAGCCUUCAUUUCUACUUUCUUUGAAUGAUGAGGGAGAGGAAGGAAGCAAAUAAUAAGAAAAGGCAAAACUGCUCCUGAAUUAUUCUGCUCUUCUUGGUUAGUCAAAAGCAGCUAAGCCCAGUUGGAAGGUGCACCUCUCACCCUGUUUCUUUUGGAAACAUUUUGAGGUAUAUUCUUUCCUUCUAUUUUUUUAUUAAGUAUUUCCAUCUGUUCCAUCUGUAAAUCAGGGGAUUGUUUUAAAUAACUAUAUGUCAACAUUGACAACAGCUACCACCUUUCUGUCUCCUACCAGGGUAAGGGUACACACAGAUGCUGGGACCAUGCUUGGUUAGGGUCAAGGAAUGAAAUAAAAUGAGUCCCUGAAGAUAGCUGGGUCUAAUGUCCAGACCAUUUUAAGAAGGGCUUUGGGAGCAGAAAUGGAGGCUUAAUUUCUAUAAUAUGGUUGGGUUGUUACUUACCAAGUCAAUGCUUUUUUAGUGGAAGAAGAGAUGCACUUGUAGAAUCUUCAACAUUGGGGAUGGGAGAGGAAAGGAAUGGUUAGCAUGUCCCAGAGAACGUUCAGGACUCAUGACCCAGUGGAAAUGACUCAGGAAAGAGCAACUUUGGCUUGCCAUUCCUACUCUGAGAGCCUCACAUUUCUUGAUCCCUUAAUUGGUGGGUAGGGAGGGAGAGGAAGCCAUGAGUUUCUGUUCUCUUAAAUCACAGACUAUGGUUCUAUUUUGAAAAAACAAGAACCCUGACUCUCAUUUUAAAACCUAACUUGGGAUCAUAAGACCCUGGAAAUCUGGUGGAUGGGACCUCAGAAGCCAUUUAGUCUAACCUUAUUUUACAAAGGAGGUUGGGAAAAGCAAAAUGACUUAUGACAGCUGAUGGAGAUCUCUUUCUCUAAAGGUCCUUCCCCACAGAAAAAAGGAACUGAGAGACUUAAAGCCUUCCCUUGAAAUCCUCUCUUAAUAAUUAGAUGUAGAAAUAUAUUUGGCAAGCAGUAGACACCUCACUACACCAAUAAGGCCUUUUAAAAAUGCACUUUUCUAAUGAGAAAUUUGAUAAUUAUCAACAAACAUGAACAUUUCCAAUAUACAAAUGACAGAAAAGGGGGAAUUGCAUAGAAAACUAAAAAUCUCCUAUGUAUAGUUUUGUGGGGGUUUUGGUCUGCAUCAUUUGUAACAAGAUAGAAUCAAUACCCCUCAUCUAUGUCUUUUUCUACUGGAGUCCUUUUUAAAUAAAUGGAGGUUUCUUUUCCCAUGUCACAAGAUAGUUAAUUUAGAGCUGAAUGAUCCUGCCUAGUCAGUCAGACUUUCCUCCAGAUGAGGACAGUGGGGAGGUAUGUAUACAUAUAUAUACACACAUGUGCCUAUAUAUAUACAUGCAAACAUUUACAUAUAUACUUAGAAAUCAUAGAGUUAGUUGAGUUUAUGACAGAGUUUCAGGGAAUGAGAUCUUAAGGUGGGUCAAAAAUUCAAUGUGGUGUUCUUUAUUCAGUGUUUCUACAGAAUGUUUUUAGAUAUUAAACUAUUUUGAGAUCCAAUUUGAUAGUGUAUAUAAGAUUUUUAAUGGUAUUUUCCAAGAACAAGGUAUUUAUAUGUUUAUAGUAUGAAAUCAACUUCAGACUCAGAAUUUGGAAUCCCUUCUCAUUGCCACUCGCUUUAUUUGUCAUCUCUAACAGGGCUGCCCUGCGCCAUGUUCUCAGGGGGUCAUGUUCACAAAUGUCUGGUCUCCAGCCUUCUCUUCUGUCUUCAUGGUACACAGUGAGCAGUCACUGGACCCAGUGGCUAAACACUGGAGCCUUUAGAUUGAUAUCUAAAAUCAAAUCAGCUGGUUUCAUCUAACUGCAACUGGUUUUCUAAGCUAUUGAUCCCAGAAAAGAAAAUGUAUUCUGCUAGUCCUCAUGCUAGAUCAUCCCCUCAAGGAC
This is a messenger RNA of Sarcophilus harrisii (Tasmanian devil), 5286 nucleotides long. RefSeq names its product solute carrier family 7 member 2 (gene SLC7A2). The record is from RefSeq and is a predicted model, not a curated record. Gene Ontology annotation, cellular component: plasma membrane. Gene Ontology annotation, molecular function: amino acid transmembrane transporter activity. Gene Ontology annotation, biological process: amino acid transport; transmembrane transport. NCBI's taxonomy places the organism in Eukaryota, Metazoa, Chordata, Mammalia, Dasyuromorphia, Dasyuridae.